GUAUUUGUUGAGGCUCUGUACUCAGAAGUCAAAGCAGAAGGUAACGAUGACCCGCCUGCUGCUGCUGUGUGUGUCCCUGCCUCUCAUCAUCUCUGCAACUGUUCUGUUUGAGCUUGAAGACCAAGACGACUUGGAUGGCACGUUGCGUGUCAGCAUCCCGAUGGAGGUGCCUCUCCGUCCUCUGCUGGGCAGUAAAGUCGUGGUUCCCUGCUACUUCCUGGACAACACAGUGAACGACCCCGGAGCCCCGACCAUCGCCCCGCUCUCCCACCGCAUCAAGUGGACCUACGUCACCAAGGACAAGGUCUCCACCAUCCUGGUGGCGUCCUCGGGGAAGGUGAACGUGGAGACGGAGUAUCUGGACAGAGUGACGAUGAUCAACUACCCGCUGGUUUCCACCGACGCCUCCAUCGAGAUCACCGAGCUCCGGUCCAAAGACUCCGGCACCUACCGCUGCGAGGUGAUGCAGGGCAUCGAGGACAACUACGACUCUGUGGAAGUCCAGGUCCAGGGUAUCGUGUUCCACUACCGAGCCAUCUCCACCCGCUACACGCUGACCUUCGAGAAGGCGAAGGCAGCGUGCAUCCAGAACAGCGCCACCAUCGCCACUCCCGCUCAGCUGCAGGCCGCUUACGAUGACGGAUACCACCAGUGUGACGCUGGAUGGCUCUCCGAUCAGACUGUCAGGUACCCUAUCCACGAGCCGAGGGACCGUUGCUUUGGAGACAAGGAGGACUUCCCCGGAGUGAGAACUUACGGCGUGAGAGACGUCAACGAGACCUACGACGUGUACUGCUUUGCUGAGAAGUUGUCAGGCAGGGUCUUCUACUCCAUGUCUGUGGAGAAGUUCACCUUCUACGAAGCCGGAGAUCAGUGCGCCAAACUGGGCGCCCGUCUCGCCACCACCGGGGAGCUGUACCUGGCCUGGAAGGGCGGUAUGGAUGUGUGUAACGCCGGCUGGCUGGGCGACAGGAGCGUACGCUACCCCAUCAACAUCCCCCGGCCUCAGUGUGGCGGCGGCCUGGUGGGAGUGAGAACCGUCUACCUGCACCCCAACCAGACAGGAUACCCCUACCCCGACUCUCGCUACGACGCCGUCUGCUUCCAAGGUAAAUAAAUCCUGGAUCAAGAUUGGAGGAAGAGUCUUCCUGCAGAUGCAUUGAAGUGCAGUUAGAGCUUCUUUGUUGAAGUAAUAAUUUAGAGCUGCAUCCUUGUCUCUUCAGCUGGUGAGGACACCGGCGCCGUGCCCGCCAGGACCACGCCUUUCCCCGACAUCAUCCGUCUCACCCCCGCCCCUGGGAUGUUCCCGAGCGUCACCCCCUCCCCCGGGGGAGAGGAGAUCAAGCAGGGAGGAGUCGACACCUUCUCCCCACUGCCCCUCCCGCCCAGCAUGACAGACCUAGAUGUUGCCAUGGGUCCCACAGGUGUGGUGUUCCACUACCGGCCCAUCACCGGUCGGUACACUCUGAACUUCGUGGAGGCUCAGCAGGCCUGUCGGAGCGUCGGUGCAGUCAUCGCCAGCUCUCAGCAGCUGCAGGCGGCCUUCGAGAAAGGCCUGCACCAAUGUGACGCCGGCUGGCUCCGAGACCAGACUGUCAGGUAUCCCAUCGUGUCACCCAGAGAUAACUGUGCUGGUAACAUGCUGCACCUCCCAGGAGUCCGGUCCUACGGCCUGAGACCAGCCAGCGAGCAUUACGACGUGUUCUGUUAUAUGGAUCGUCUGCGAGGUGAGGUCUUCUUCACCAGCGACUACGACAGCUUCUCGUACGAGGAGGCCGUGCAGCACUGUCAGAAACUCAACACCACCUUGGCCACCACCGGCCAGCUGUUCGCCGCCUGGAACCAAGGCCUGGAUAAGUGUCGUCCCGGUUGGUUGCUGGACCGCAGCGUCCGCUACCCCAUCACCACCCCCAGGUCCCACUGUGGAGGCGGGCAGGUCGGGGUCCACAUCAUCUACGCCUUCCCCAACCAGACGGGGUUCCCUGACGAGCACUCACGCUACGAUGCCUAUUGUUUCAAAGCUGAAACUCCUGCUGUUCAUGUUGAAAAUGAGACCAGAGUGGAUGUGACAAUCGUGACGGAGGACGUCAUCAACAAGACGACAGUCGCAGUCGAUCAGUUUGCUCCAACAGUUGAAACUACAGUUCACUACAAUGAAACUGAAACCAGCAAAAAUAUCACAGAAAUCGAGGAGUUCAUCAACAAGACAACCGUCACAACUCAGCAGGUCGCUCCCACAGCAAGUCCCAUUUUACCUCCAGUCCCUGUCGAUGAGUCCGGCUCCGGUUCAGCGGAUCAUUCAGCCAGCGGGGAGCCUGAGUCAGGAGAGUCUGGCGUCUCCGGUACCAGCGGCGACGCCUCCGGUUCAGGAGACAACGUCAUCUUCAGCGGACGCCCCGACGUCUUCUCUGGGGAGCCGUCGGCCUCCGGAGGUCCGGAGGAGGCCGAGGGGGGGAGCACCGUCAUCUUCACAUCUGGAGAAGAGGAGAGUGCAUCUGGAUCUGGGGAGCGCGUGGACGGACAACACUCUGGGUUCGGCGUGUCCGGUUUCAUCAGUGGAAGUGGGGACGUUAGCGGUAGCGGUGGAGACUCGAUCAUCAUGGUGGACGAGAAGAUGGAGGAGGUGUCGACCACGUACCAGAAGCCCACGGAGCAGGAGGGCCGGGGAGGCGUCGACUCCAGCGGCUUCGUGGACUCCAGUGCGUCCGGAUCUGGCGGCGUGUCUGGGUCUGGCUCCGGUGGAUUCUCUGGCAUCUCUUUCGUGGACCACGGCGGCGUCGACCUCACCGUGCAGCCGUCGGGCGAGCAGGAGGUGUCUGGAUAUCGCCCCUUUGAGUCCGGCUUCCACAGCGGCUUCCCGAGCGGUUUCCCGUCCGGCGAAUCCGGCAGCAGCUCCGCCUCCGGGGACUACACCAACGUCAUCCUCCUGACCGACAACGAAAUGAUGGAAGUGACCGUGUCGCCGCCGCUGGAGCGACACCCGGAGCAGGGCCGCGGCGUGGUGGAGGUCAGUGGGGAAGGAAGCGGGUCGGGAAUCCAACACGAGUUCAGCAGCACGUUGGAUCCUUCAGGAAGCGGAUCGUCUCAUGAGAAACCCAGAGCGGAGGAGCUUUCUAUCGCCUUACCGCCUGGGAUGACCUACACCGAGUACAUCGCCAGUCUCGGCCAGUCAGGACUCGGGGAGGAUCAGGAGACCCUCACAGGGCCGACGGUUUAUGCGGUGACUCCGGACUCGUCGUACACCAGCCCGACCACGGCGCCCUCAAUGUCACUAGCAACCCCCGCCAUGGUGGAGCAGCCCGAGGUCGUGGAAGCCUCUGCAAACCCCUGUGAUCCAAACCCCUGUGGGUCGGGGUCCUGCUCCGUGGAGGGGGAGCUGGCCAUGUGCCAGUGUCCCACUGGUUUCACUGGUGAAGACUGCACAACCCCUGUGCAGGGCUGUGCAGAAGGCUGGCUGGAGUUCGGGGGAAGCUGUUACCUGCACUUUGCAGAGAGAGACACCUGGUCGGAGGCGGAGCAGCGCUGCCAGGAGCUCAACUCUCACCUGGUCAGCAUCGGCUCGCAGGAGGAGCAGCAGUUCGUCAACUCUCACGGCCAGGACUACCAGUGGAUCGGACUGAAUGACAAAGACGUUCAGAACGAGUUCCGCUGGACGGACGGCAGUCCUCUGACCUUUGAGAACUGGAGGCCCAACCAGCCGGAUAACUACUUCAACUCUGAGGAGGACUGUGUGGUGAUGAUCUGGCACGAGGGCGGACAGUGGAACGACGUGCCCUGCAACUACCACCUGCCCUUCACCUGCAAGACCGGACCCGCCACGUGCGGCGCUCCUCCCGAGGUGGAGCACGGCCGGCCGAUGGGCAGCAGCAGAGAGCGUUACCCCGUCAACUCCAUAGUCCGCUACCAGUGUGAGGCGGGCUACACGCAGCGCCACCUGCCGGUCGUACGCUGCAUGCCGGACGGACGGUGGGAGGAGCCACAGGUGGAAUGUACAGAAGCCGGCGCCAGCAGCAAUCGGCUACACAAAAGGUCCCUGAGGAGGAGAAGUAAAGGGGUCAGCAGCCAACAGCAACAGAGGAAGCUGCUCUGAGCACCAAUGAAAAGGACAUACAACAGAGAGCCACAAAGGACCCCCUCCUGUCAAGAAGCAUGGACACCAAUGCAAAAUGCCCGACCAAAAAGAUAACAACCCCCACCGUGUGUAUAUUCACACACAAACACACACACUAAAAGCACAUUUAGACAGUGAUAUCUGAUGUUUUGGACCUCUGAGUGUCACCCUGCACCUUCUGAAGGCAGUUCUCUCUUUGUAUUUAUACUGUCUAGUAAUUUAUAGCUGUGAUCUAGUAUUUGGAAGCAUUUAUCUCGAUGCACAUGAAGACAUGUUCGGUUGCCAGCACUGCACACACGGUACAGUAGAUAAUAAAAUAGUGAAUAAGAGGCUCUAGAGUGACACGCAAAGUCCAAAACAGCCCAAAUAAAAUAAAAAGUGUUUUCGAUUGCAGCUGGAUUUUUCUGAAGUCAAACACAUUGUUACAUAGACUUUUGCUUUAUUUUAGUUUUUUUUUUUUUUUUUUUAUAGAUCUGUGUUUCUUAGUAGGUUUUAUUUCUUUUUUUUUUUGGGUCUCUGAGGACGACAAGUGAGCUUCAAGACAAAUACAGUGAUUCUCAAACCUGUUUGGUUGUGACCCUUUAAAAUACAGCAAUGAGCACAAAUUAUGUCUAUCUACAACAUGGAAAAAUGGUUAAAUUAGGUUUUAUUUUAUCCGAACUUUCAGAAGAGGUCUUGAGGCUGACAGAAAUAUGAGUAAAAGCUGGUAAAUUAGCCUUUAAAGAGACCAAAUGAUCUCGUCACAACCUUGAGUUUGAACGUCACAACCUCUCGGGCGGUAUAUCCGAGUUUUCAUACUUUUCCCACAUUGCACCAGAAUCUACGGCAGGAACUGAUUCAGACUGAAAGAGCAGUGUCUGUAUUUUUGUUUUUUUGCCGUCAUACCGCUCAAGCCUCCCACCUCAGUAUCACAUAUACUGGAAUGAUUGUGCUGUUCCAAUUGAUGAUGAAUAGGGGUGUCAUGGUUUCGAUACGAAACUUAAGAACUGAUCAAAAUGAGCUUUCAAUAAUGAUAAUCAGAAUUAAAUCAAAAGGCAGCGUUAUUUGAUGAAGAACGGGUUGAGUUUGGGAGUUUUUAUUCGUCUUUUGGACCCAAAACACCAUGAAACUAUUAGAAAAUAUAGUUUAUUCAUCUGAAUCACAGCUUUUUCUUCCUGCUGGGGAACUUCUACAUAG
Messenger RNA from Centropristis striata (black sea bass), 5287 nucleotides. RefSeq names its product aggrecan b (gene acanb). The record is from RefSeq and is a predicted model, not a curated record. Gene Ontology annotation, molecular function: hyaluronic acid binding. Gene Ontology annotation, biological process: cell adhesion. Lineage: Eukaryota; Metazoa; Chordata; Actinopteri; Perciformes; Serranidae. The transcript has 18 exons.